Molecule: messenger RNA, 1614 nt
Organism: Gadus chalcogrammus (walleye pollock)
Lineage: Eukaryota; Metazoa; Chordata; Actinopteri; Gadiformes; Gadidae
Product: keratin, type I cytoskeletal 13-like
Exons: 8
Coding region: 146-1477 (443 amino acids)
Molecular function (GO): structural molecule activity
Source: RefSeq, a predicted model, not a curated record
UCCCCGCAAGUGAUUAACAUCAUCAGCCUCCCGCUUUAAAUAAGAGCUGUACAUCCCCCAUCUGCUCACACUUCUCCCGCUCUCUCCUGCUCUCUCUCCAGUUGUGGUCUUCAGCCAGAGCAGAAAACACAGCAUUCCUUCUACCAUGGCAGCCAGCUUCUCAUCUCGCUCCAGGACCUCCUACGGCGGCUCCAUGUCAGGAGGCUCUUUGAUGGCUGGAAUGGGAUACGGAGGAAUGUCCAUGGGUGGGAGGGCUGCCAGUGUCUACGGUGAAGCUGGGGGCUCCAGGGUGCGUGUCUCCUCCUCCUCCAGGUCCUUCUCGUCGGGUGGUGGCGGUUCUGCGUUCGGCAUGGGUGGAGGAUACUCGGGCAGCUUCAACGCCUCCGCGAUGGACGACUGCGUCAUGGGCAAUGAGAAGUUCACCAUGCAGAACCUCAACGACCGCCUGGCUACCUACCUGGUCAAGGUGCGCAGCCUGGAGUCGGCCAACGCUAGCCUGGAGGUGAAGAUCCGCCAGUUCCUGGAGAGCAAGAACGGGCCCGUCACCAAGGACCACAAUGCUUUCUUCGCCACCAUCGCUGAGUUGUUGGGCAAGAUCAGAGCUGCCAGCUUGGCCAAUGGUUCUGUCCAUCUCAGCAUCGACAAUGCCAGGCUAGCUGCAGAGGACUUCAAAAUGAAGUAUGAAAACGAGCUGAAUAUGCGCAUGUCGGUGGAGGCGGAUAUUGCCGGUCUGAGGAGGGUCUUGGAUGAGUUGAGCAUGGCCAAGACUGACCUGACCAUGCAAGUGGAGGGCCUGAACGAGGAGCUCCUAUACCUGCAGCGCAACCACAAGGAGGAGCUCAUCGUGGCGCGCGCCCACAUGGGGGGACAGGUACACGUUGAGGUGGACGCUGCGCCCCAGGAGGACCUCAGCAAGGUCCUGGCUGAGGUCAGGGAGCACUACGAGGCCAUGAACGCCAAGAGCCGCAAGGAGCUGGAGGCAUGGUUCCACACCAAGACAGAGACGCUGAACAAGGAGGUGAUCACGCAGACCACCGUCCUGGAGUCCUCCAGGUCUGAGAUCACAGAGGUGAAGCGCACCCUUCAGUCGCUGCAGAUCGAGCUGCAGGCCGUGAUGGGCAUGAAAUCUUCUUUGGAGAGCAAUCUGGCGGAGAUCCAGGGCCGCUACAGCAUGCAGCUCUCUGGCUUCCAGUUCCAGGUGACCAGCCUGGAGGAGCAGCUGAUGGGACUCAGAGCUGACCUCGAGCGCCAGGGACAGGAGUACCAGAUGCUGCUGGACAUCAAGACCAGACUGGAGAUGGAGAUCGCUGAGUACAGGAGGCUUCUGGACGGAGAGGGCAGCAGCAUGAGCAGUAGAACCUCCUCUUCCUCGGUAACCAGCCGAACCAAGACGGUGGUGGUGGAAGAAAUGGUGGUGGAUGGAAAGGUGGUGUCAUCCACAAGCUCAUCAUCCAGCUCCCGCGGCCUGGUCCGCUGACGAGAUCCCCGCGUCAUGUUUUUCAAGAGCCCCACCCAAUAAAGCAUAAGAACCUCUUCAUCCUCAUCUUCAAACCACCUAUCCAGGGUCUGGUCUCAAAUAAAAUUUGAAUCCAAACUACAAUCACCAUGUGUGUG